AUGGAUUUGAAGGCCGCCGGUGAAAAGCAUUUAAUACAGCUUAAUGAGUUAGAUAAAUUUAGAAUGAAAACAUAUGAAAACUCAAGGCUCUACAAAGAGUUAACCAAGAAGUGGCAUGACUUGCAUAUUCAGAGGCGAGAGUUUGAAGUGGGACAGAAAGUUCUAUCGUACAACUCUAGACUCAAGCUCUUCCUGGGAAAAUUAAGGUCAAGGUGGUCAAGUCCCUAUACUGUCACAAAGGUUUUGCCAUAUGGAGCUAUAGAAGUUAGCAACGAAACUAAGGGUACCUUCACAAUUAAUGGGCAAAGGCUGAAAUAUUACUGA
Molecule: messenger RNA, 324 nt
Organism: Olea europaea var. sylvestris
Lineage: Eukaryota; Viridiplantae; Streptophyta; Magnoliopsida; Lamiales; Oleaceae
Exons: 1
Coding region: 1-324 (107 amino acids)
Source: RefSeq, a predicted model, not a curated record